AUGACGACCUUCUUCAUUCUUAAAGGACUUUCGGAAAUCCCCCUUUUACAGGUUCCAAUUUUUUUCCUGGUUCUUCUCGUUUAUCUCAUCUCUCUUGGUGGAAACAUGACCAUUCUUCUACUGGUUUGCCUGGAUUAUCAGCUCCACACUCCCAUGUAUUUCUUCUUGUGUAAUCUGUCCAUUGUCAACAUUUCUUCUACUACAGUAACACUACAUAGGGUCCUGGUUAUUUUUGUCAGUGGGAGUAAUGUAGUAUCUUUUACUGACUGCAUGGCGCAGGUAUAUUUCUUCUCAUGGUUGUGCGGCAAUGAGUUGGUAUUGCUUGCUAUCAUGAGCUACGAUCGCUAUGUUGCCAUUUGCAAACCAUUACAUUACUCAACGGUCAUGAAUGGUAAAGUCUGCGUUGGCUUGGCCCUAUUCUGCUGGUCGUUUAGUCUUCUACAAAUUCUGCCUGCGAUGGUUAUAUUGUCAAGAUUCUCUUGCUAUGCCACCAACGAAAUGAACCACUUCUUCUGUGACAUGAUAGGUCUGGUGAAGAUUUCCUGCGAUGACACCUCCAUUUUGGAACUGUUAGUGUUUACACAGGGAGCAUUACUUUCAGCCUUCACCCCUUUUCUCCUCACCUUCAUCUCCUACGCCUUCAUAAUUGUUACCAUAUUAAGAAUUAGGUCUAGUACAGGAAGAUCUAAAGCUUUCUACACAUGCUCCUCGCACAUAGCAGUUGUUACUCUUAACUAUGCUAGUCUUGUUUGCCAAUACUUGACCCCAGUGGGAACCAUUAAGUUUGGUAAAUUUUUGUCUUUGCUCAACACAGCUUUGAUUCCUAUGCUGAAUCCUUUCAUUUACAGCCUGAAAAAUAAAGAUGUGAAGUUGGCUCUACGGCGAAAACUCAAGUAUUUUAUGACCAGGUUUUGA
Messenger RNA from Nanorana parkeri, 915 nucleotides. RefSeq names its product olfactory receptor 2AP1-like. Gene Ontology annotation, biological process: G protein-coupled receptor signaling pathway. The record is from RefSeq and is a predicted model, not a curated record. Gene Ontology annotation, cellular component: membrane. Gene Ontology annotation, molecular function: olfactory receptor activity; G protein-coupled receptor activity. The coding region runs from base 1 to 915 and encodes 304 amino acids. NCBI's taxonomy places the organism in Eukaryota, Metazoa, Chordata, Amphibia, Anura, Dicroglossidae. The transcript has a single exon.